AAGGAAGAAGAUAAACUCUGAACUAGUGCAGCCAGUUCAGCUAUAAAGAACAGACUUAAGAACAGACCUAAUAGAGAGACACAAAUAUCAGUGGAUGACAUUUACAGAUUUCACAAGUCGUAGAUUGAUAAACACUCGACAACAGCAUACAGUAUCACUAUGAUAUAAUGGAAGAGAAUUAUAAGAAACGAUUCAAGAUUACAAACGAAUCAAAUCUUUCAGAUAUUGCAGAUUCUAUUGAUCACAUAGCUCAGUCUAUUGAGUCCAUAAGCGAGGUCCAUAGGAACAUAUUAAGAAUUAACAGGGCCGUUGUCACAUAUCUGAAUAAAACUGAAAAACUUCAAAAGGAAAGUUUGCACAAGACGAAAGAAUAAGAACGUAUCUAUAAUAUAUCCAUAAGGAGCGAUAAUUGAACGCAAACAUGACCGACAAACGUGCCCAAGCAAUCUCAGUUGCAAACCAUUAUUUUAUACUGGCCGAUGGCAUGGUUUCUGAUUUAGAGAAUUAUUUUGCAGAUGAUGUGAUAUUCAUAUGGUUCGGCCGGAAGAUUAUGGGAAAGAAAAACGUAGUUGAUUUUCUUUUGUCUAAUGAAAUAAAAUCUUUUCAUUCGUUUCCCAACAUUAUGCCAAUCUCGGGCAUUGCUUGGGAUGAGCAGCCGAAUGAGGAGGAAGAAGAACAAUCUUCGGAUCAGAGUAAUGAUAGUCCGGAAGUAAAACUUGAAACCCACACGAGCAAUUGUUCUGGCGAAGCACUGGCUGGAUAUUUGCACGAGACUGAAAUGUCAAUGACCUGUGAGAAUGCGAUAGAUUCUAAGCAGGAAAGUGAUAAAAGAAAUACUUCCAUUGAGAAAAACUAUGAUACAGACAGAUUUGAUAUUGAAACAUAUAUAAACGAAUUAAAAAUACCGAGCGAUAUGUAUUACGACUACACGGAUGUCGAUACUAAUAUAAAAAAUCAAAAUCAAGUUAGUGCGAAUGCAAUCGCCGAGACGGAUGAUCAGAGUUAUGAUCUUAACGAAUACGAUCUCCGUAAUCUUUUCGAGCCCGAGAUUACGUCUCAAGCCUUCGUCCAGAACGUACACAUACAUAACAUUAAUAGGAUAAAAUUGGAAGAGGAAAUGGCACCAACUAAAGCCAUCAACAGAGAGUGUAGUCAAGGAGACGGAUCUGAAGCUAACACGAUCAAGUACCUGGAGACGAAUGGAGAAUAAAAUUUGUACAAAAAUACGCAUCAGAAGAUUCUUUCUCAUGUUAUCAUUGGUCAAGAAUGUCGAAGCAGAAAGACUGGACGCGGAAAUGCAAACUCCAAAUUGCGUAUUCGCUUCUGACU
Molecule: messenger RNA, 1329 nt
Organism: Linepithema humile (Argentine ant)
Lineage: Eukaryota; Metazoa; Arthropoda; Insecta; Hymenoptera; Formicidae
Source: RefSeq, a predicted model, not a curated record